AUGUGUGGUAUCUUCGGUUAUUGUAAUUAUUGGGUUGAAAAAACAAGAGGUGAGAUUUUGGAUACUCUCACUGAAGGUUUAGAGAAAUUAGAAUACAGAGGUUAUGAUUCAGCCGGUCUAGCAAUAGACUCUACUUUAAUAAUUAAACAAAUCGGUAAAGUGGAUGCUUUGAAAAAAGAGAUUAGUAAAAUUAGUUUGGAUUUGAAUGAUAUUUUUGUCUCUCAUGUUGGGAUAGCUCAUACAAGAUGGGCAACACAUGGUCAACCAAAACAAAUCAACUGUCAUCCUCAAUCCUCUGAUAAAAAUAAUGAAUUUGUAAUUGUCCAUAAUGGUAUCAUUACAAAUUUUAGAGAACUGAAGACUUUGUUAGUGAAUAAAGGUUACAAAUUUGAAAGUGAAACUGACACAGAAUGUAUUGCCAAACUAUUCAAACAUAUCUAUGAUACCAAUAUGCAAAAUGGAAAUGAAUUAGAAUUCCAUGAAUUGACAAAGUUGGUUCUAUUGGAAUUAGAAGGAUCUUAUGGUCUAUUAUGUAGAUCUUCUCAUUAUCCAAACGAAGUUAUUGCUACUAGAAAGGGUUCUCCAUUGCUAAUUGGUGUUAAGUCUGAAAAAAAAUUAAAAAUGGAUUUUAUAGAUGUCGAAUAUCCUGAGGAGAAUAAUAAUAAUAACUAUAAUCAUAACAAAUAUAGUUAUUUUGAAUCUAAUUGUAAGAAUGGUAACAAGAGUGCUGAACUUGAUAGAAUUGAUGACAAUUUGGAGGUUUUUGAAGAUUAUAUCUUACCAGAUAUGAAAACACAAGAUAUAUCUAGGCCAAAUAAUAAUGAAUCUCCCUCUAGUUUCAUUUGUAAUGAUAAAAGAUCAAAUUGUAGCAAUCUUUUACCAAUUGCCACUAAUGAGUUCAAUUUGAGACAUUCACAAUCCAGAGCCUUCUUAUCCGAGGACGGAUUCCCUGCUCCUAUCGAGUUUUUCUUGUCCUCAGAUGCAUCUUCGGUCAUCAAACACACCAAGAAGGUUCUCUUCUUAGAGGACGACGACAUUGCACACAUCUACGAUGGGGAGUUGCACAUCCACAGAUCGAGACGUGAAGUAGGGGUGCCAAUGACCAGAUCGAUUCAGACAUUGGAGAUGGAAUUAGCACAGAUCAUGAAGGGUCCAUACAAACACUUCAUGCAGAAGGAAAUCUUUGAACAACCAGAAUCUACGUUGAACACCAUGAGAGGCCGUAUUGAUUUCGAAAAUAAUACAGUGCUACUGGGUGGGCUGACCGCAUGGCUGCCAGCGAUCAGACGCGCCCGUAGGUUGAUCAUGAUUGCGUGCGGUACAUCAUACCACUCAUGCCUAGCUACAAGAGCAAUCUUUGAGGAAUUGUCAGAGAUUCCGGUAAGCAUUGAGUUGGCAUCAGACUUCUUGGACAGAAAGACACCGGUGUUCAGAGACGAUAUCUGUGUAUUUGUGUCGCAAAGUGGUGAGACAGCAGACACUAUACUGGCAUUAAACUACUGCUUAGAGAGGGGGGCGUUGACAGUUGGUAUUGUGAACACAGUGGGGUCAUCGCUUUCCAGAGCAACACACUGUGGUGUACAUAUCAAUGCAGGGCCAGAAAUCGGGGUUGCGUCGACAAAAGCAUACACGUCCCAAUACAUUGCACUAGUGAUGUUUGCACUUUCGCUAUCCGAUGACAGGGUGUCGAAACAGGAGAGAAGGGUGGAGAUUAUACAAGGAUUGAGGAAGAUUCCUGAACAGAUCAAGGAGGUGCUAGCACUAGAGCCCCGGAUCAAGGAGUUGUGUGAGACGCAAUUGAAGAACCAGAAGUCACUACUACUGUUAGGUAGAGGCUACCAGUUUGCCUCGGCACUAGAAGGGGCGUUGAAAAUCAAGGAAAUUUCGUACAUGCACUCGGAGGGUGUUCUUGCAGGGGAAUUGAAGCAUGGAGUGUUGGCGCUGGUUGAUGAGAAUUUACCUAUUAUUGCCUUUGGGACUAGGGACUCAUUGUUCCCCAAGGUUGUUUCGUCGAUUGAACAGGUGACAGCCAGAAAGGGUCACCCUAUCAUUAUCUGUAACGAGGGAGACGCAGUGUGGAGCAAGAAGGCGACCACGAGCAACUUGAUUACGCUGGAAGUACCACAAACGGUGGAUUGCCUGCAAGGGUUGUUGAAUAUUAUUCCAUUACAAUUAAUGUCAUACUGGCUAGCCGUGAACAAGGGUAUUGAUGUUGAUUUCCCAAGAAACUUAGCCAAGUCUGUGACAGUUGAAUAA
This is a messenger RNA of Arxiozyma heterogenica, 2256 nucleotides long. RefSeq lists its product as uncharacterized. Lineage: Eukaryota; Fungi; Ascomycota; Saccharomycetes; Saccharomycetales; Saccharomycetaceae. Gene Ontology annotation, molecular function: L-glutamine:D-fructose-6-phosphate transaminase (isomerizing) activity; carbohydrate derivative binding. Gene Ontology annotation, biological process: fructose 6-phosphate metabolic process; UDP-N-acetylglucosamine metabolic process; protein N-linked glycosylation. Bases 1 to 2256 code for a protein of 751 amino acids. The transcript has a single exon. The record is from RefSeq and is a predicted model, not a curated record.